Phytophthora sojae is the source of this 267-nucleotide messenger RNA. RefSeq lists its product as hypothetical. The transcript has a single exon. The annotation marks the transcript as partial. The record is from RefSeq and is a predicted model, not a curated record. NCBI's taxonomy places the organism in Eukaryota, Oomycota, Peronosporomycetes, Peronosporales, Peronosporaceae.
GACCAGCAAACUCGAUCGCGACUCCGCGAAUUUGACGAGUUUCAAGCGGACUUGCUGCGUGCUGCAUUCACCGCCGAGAUCACUUCCCUUGGGUAUGCAAUCCGACAAGGCGACUUUGACGGAGUUGUGGCACGCUCGGCCGCAGUUGUGGAGUGCAUGGGGGCUCAGAUAGCUGUCAGCAUGCCUACCGUCGAGCGAGGGCGAGUUGAAGUAAUUGCGAGGUAUACCGCACAACAUCUAAGAGCAGCUUCAACGCAGAUGGCGUUG